AUGUCUGAGGAAAACAAGGAAGUGAAGGAAGAAGUAAAUUCUCAAGUUGCUGUGGAGGAGCUAUCUUCAACAAAGGAACAUGCUCAAGAUAAAAGGCCUUUAAAGGAUGUAAGUGAAAAUGCUGACGAAGAGUCAGGAAAGAAAGUGAAGAAACACAAAAGAAGAAGAAACUACGACGACAUAGACGAGAAGAUAGCUAAAGAAGACAAAGAAUCCUCCUCAUCGGCCAAAAAGGAUGAGGAUAGCGAAAGUGAUAUAGAUGAUGAAAAGCUAGACCAAUUGAUGUAUAAAGAAGAGGAAGAAGAGGAUGAUCUCUCAGAAAUAGACACUUCAAAUAUCAUAACUACAGGUAGAAGAACACGUGGUAAAAUCAUUGACUACAAGAAGACUGCAGAAGAAUUGAGUAAAAACACCAACGGCUCCAAAGAUGAAGGUGAAGGUGAUGAGGAUGAUGAGGAUGAUGAAUUCCAGGAAUCCGCUAUUGAAAAAAAGUAG
Messenger RNA from Kluyveromyces marxianus DMKU3-1042, 495 nucleotides. It is a transcript of the gene CHZ1, whose product is annotated as Chz1p. The transcript has a single exon. Bases 1 to 495 code for a protein of 164 amino acids. The record is from RefSeq and is a predicted model, not a curated record. NCBI's taxonomy places the organism in Eukaryota, Fungi, Ascomycota, Saccharomycetes, Saccharomycetales, Saccharomycetaceae.